Messenger RNA from Perkinsus marinus ATCC 50983, 733 nucleotides. RefSeq lists its product as hypothetical. Bases 182 to 541 code for a protein of 119 amino acids. The transcript has a single exon. Lineage: Eukaryota; Perkinsozoa; Perkinsida; Perkinsidae. The record is from RefSeq and is a predicted model, not a curated record.
GAAAUGCUACUACUAGCUUCAAUAACUUAACCAGCGAUUGACGACCGAGAUCUCGACGAAGGAUGGUAUCACAGCAACAACCCAUAGAGGAGUUUGCCCACACUCUCCCUCAACGUGGAGAUGAGCUGACCUUCCCAGUUGUCGAUGACCAACCCCUUCCGCACCGCAGUCAGACCCCUCAAUGAUGACUACCCCAGUCCCCUUUCCUACAACUGCAUUGAAGACAGCAACAACGCCCUCCACGAUGAUCUAUCGAUACUCCCACUUCGAGGAGAUCCCAAACACCAGUCAAGUAGGAAGUCGUUGUUCGAAUAGACGUUUCAUGCUGCAUUCCGAAUGCUACUACCCCUUCAUACGCAUGCCAAGUACUUCCUCUCUACCCCUCCCUCCCUCCAGAGUCUGUUCUCUUCCCUUCGUGCGACACACAUACCCCAAGAGCACUAAUGUUGAGGCUAGUAGAAACGAAGCUCUAUACUUCUGCACUCCUGCCACUCCUCACGUGGUGUUACCGUUUCUAUCCCAGGGGCGAACAAUAAAUUAAACAAUUUUUGGGAAAGUAUAUUAUGAACGAAAAAUGCUGCCAAACACCAAAUCACCAUCACCUGUCUUGCUCAGCAGUGAACUAAGUCCAACUACAAAAGUUCACAUCUCUGGUAGGUAGCAGUCCCACUUGCUUGAACGGCCUUAGGCAGACUCGGCAACAGGAAUUUCAUAUAUAGGGCUAAUACACCCU